AUUUCAUUCGGUAAUAACACAAAUACAAUGUACUUGCUGCAAAAAGUUAGGAUACUUCCCAUUAAUUACAAGCUUUCUUACCAACUUUUCAACCAAAUACAACACUAUUUGCUUCCUAUAAAUGAACAACAAUUCUCCACCUUGUUUGAAAUUAAAGAAAACAACAAUUUUUUAUGUGAAAAAAUGAGUGAUAAACUGAAGCCAAGGUUCUUGGAGAUUUACAAAGAGCUGAAAUCUGAGCUUCUUGAUGAUAAAGCUUUUGAGUUUACUGAUGGGGCUCUUAAAUGGGUUGAUAAGAUGUUGGAUUACAAUGUACUUGGAGGAAAGCUGAACCGGGGGCUCUCCGUUAUUGAUAGCUACAUUUUCUUGAAAGAACAGAAAGAACUAACCAGUGCGGAGAUCUUUGAAACAUCUGCCCUCGGCUGGUGCAUUGAAUGGCUUCAAGCAUAUUUCCUCGUUCUUGAUGAUAUAAUGGAUGGCUCUCAUACACGCCGAGGUCAAGAAUGCUGGUUCAGAUUGCCGGAGGUUGGUCUGAUAGCUAUUAACGAUGGCAUUCUUCUUCGCAACCACAUCCCAAGAAUUCUGAAGAAGCACUUUAAAGGAAAACCUUAUUACGUUGAUCUUCUUGAACUGUUUAAUGAGGUGGAAUUCCAGACUGCCUCUGGACAAAUGAUAGAUUUGAUUACCACGCAUGCUGGAAAGAAUGAUUUAUCAAAAUACUCGUUGACCGUUCAUAAGCAGAUUGUCCAGUAUAAAACUGCUUAUUAUUCAUUUUAUCUCCCGGUGGCAUGUGCACUUCUUAUGGCAGGAGAGAAUCUCGACAAUCAUACAAAUGUCAAGGACAUACUUAUCGAUAUGGGAAUAUAUUUCCAAGUUCAGGAUGAUUACCUGGACUGUUUUGGUGAUCCAAAGGUGCUGGGAAAGAUUGGCACGGAUAUUCAAGAUUUCAAGUGCUCAUGGUUGGUCAUGAAAGCCCUCGAACACUGCAACGAGGAGCAAAAGAAAAUAUUACAUGAGAACUAUGGAAAGUCUGAUGAUGCUUGCGCCGCGAAAGUUAAAGCGCUUUACGAUGAUCUCAAACUUAAGGAUGUGUACAAGGAAUAUGAGAACAACACACAUGCAAAGUUGAUCAACUCCAUUGAAGCUCAACCAAGCCAAGCAGUGCAAGCAGUUCUAAAGUCAUUCUUGGCAAAGAUAUAUAUGAGGGACAAGUAAAGAGAGAUUCAAUAUUUAAUUUGUGGUGGGGCCCUUUAUCGGACCUGCGGGUAACAGGAGCUUUAGUGCAUCGAGCUGUCCUUUUUUACUAUUUAAUAUUAAUAAGUUGUGUCUUUUUCUUUUUCAUUGGUGUUCGGGGUACCUGCUUGAGGCUCGAACAAUCUAAAUUUGUGCUUAGAGUUAGAGGCGGAUCCAGGAUUUGGAAGUGUGGGGACAUUAUUAUCUUUAAUAUAGAUGUGUUAAUUGUUUUUUUCUUCAAA
Messenger RNA from Capsicum annuum, 1475 nucleotides. RefSeq names its product farnesyl pyrophosphate synthase. Gene Ontology annotation, cellular component: cytoplasm. Lineage: Eukaryota; Viridiplantae; Streptophyta; Magnoliopsida; Solanales; Solanaceae. Gene Ontology annotation, molecular function: dimethylallyltranstransferase activity; (2E,6E)-farnesyl diphosphate synthase activity. Gene Ontology annotation, biological process: trans, trans-farnesyl diphosphate biosynthetic process. The record is from RefSeq and is a predicted model, not a curated record. The transcript has 12 exons. The coding region runs from base 28 to 1215 and encodes 395 amino acids.